AUGUCGAACACUCGUGAUUUUUAAAAUUCAUAUCACAAAAUUUUCAAUGAUGUUACCUUUAAAAGGUCUUCAAACGAUGCGGAGAUUACUCAUCAGACCUUACUCCAGCAGUGUAACCCAAAGUUCGAACCUGUCAGCGCUGAAAAAGAGUCUCGAAGCACGAAAUCAACUUGACCUCUUGAAGAAAAUCGAGUCAAAUGAAAAUAUUGAUCCUCGUUUCUUACCAAAUUUGAUCCAUCCUGACGUCUUAACUUACGGCGAAACCCCAAAAGAGGUUUCAGUUCACAAUGAAAUUCCGAAAUUUCCCAAAAAACCCGCGAAUUUCGGAGAUAUUUGUCACAAAUUGAAUUUACUGAAGAUGGAUGUCGGCGAAUUUGCGGGUUCUCGAAGUUAUUAUCUCAUGCACGACUUGGCAGCACUCGAACGAAGUCUCAUUUUGUACGCCGUUGAACGUCUUAGGCGUGAAAAAUUCGAACUUGUUGCUGUUCCCGACAUUUUGCCAGCUCGCAAUAUCGAAGCAUGCGGUAUGCAAGUUCAUGGCUUACGAAAUCAAGUCUACAAAUUGAGCGACAAAACCGAUGGAAGCGAAAUGUGUCUUUCGGGGACGUCAGAAAUGGCUCUUGCGACAUUCCUUUCGGGCAAAAUCUUCAAAAAAUCGGAUUUGCCACGAAAAUUUAUGGCUGUUUCGCGUUGUUUUCGUGCCGAAACGUCAAAAAUCACGGAAGAACGCGGGAUUUAUCGCGUUCAUCAAUUCAACAAAGUCGAAAUGUUUGGCGUAACUGCGCCCGAAGACUCUGAAAUUGCCUUGGAAAAGUUCAAAUCGAUCCAAAUUGAGCUUUUUAACGAUUUGGGAUUGAAUUUCAAGGUACUCGAUAUGCCGCCGCAUGAACUGGGAGCGCCCGCUUAUCGAAAAUAUGACAUUGAGAGUUGGAUGCCGGGCAGGGAGAUGUACGGAGAGCUUUCGAGUUGCAGUAAUUGCACGGAUUAUCAAAGUUCGAGACUGAAUAUUCGCAUGGAAGGCGGGGAAUUUGCUCAUACGAUUAAUGGGACAGCAGCGGCGAUCCCGAGAUUGUUAAUUGCGAUAAUUGAAAGCUUUCAGGAUAAAAAAGGCAUUGAAAUUCCAAAAGUACUGAGGAAAUAUAUGAAGAAAUCGAGGAUAGAACGGGAUAAAGUAGUGCCAGCGACGAAAUUGAUCAAAGAUGUGACGAGGGAAAUGUAUGCGGAGAUGUAAAAAUAAUAAAAAGCAGAGCUUUUUAGUCUUCAGGUUUGAGCCAAAAAAUUUAUUUCCUAAUAUUUUCUUCGUCAAUAAGGAUAAUGCCAUCAUCAAA
Molecule: messenger RNA, 1328 nt
Organism: Culicoides brevitarsis
Lineage: Eukaryota; Metazoa; Arthropoda; Insecta; Diptera; Ceratopogonidae
Gene: SerRS-m
Product: serine--tRNA ligase, mitochondrial
Exons: 2
Coding region: 47-1231 (394 amino acids)
Biological process (GO): mitochondrial seryl-tRNA aminoacylation
Cellular component (GO): mitochondrion
Molecular function (GO): ATP binding; tRNA binding; serine-tRNA ligase activity
Source: RefSeq, a predicted model, not a curated record